AUGAAUACCUAUCAACAACCACUGUCACCGCAACCCCAUGCGCCAUCCAACGUCUUCCGGCCCCGCCGAUCCGAUGACUGGCACGAAUAUCGCGAAAUCAUCGAGCAGCUCUAUCGCAAUGACCAGCUUAAGCUACGGGAUGUGAAACGCAUCAUGGAAAGGGAUUAUAAGUUUUUUGCAUCAGAAAAGCAGUACAAAGAUCGUCUCGCCGCAUGGCAUGUACGCAAGAACAUCAAGGCAAAGGAGGUUCAUCUGAUGCUCCGGAAGCAGCAGAAGCGUGCCGCUCAGGGCAAACAGACGGCAUUCCGAGUCAAUGGCCAGAAUGUCGACCCCAAGCGAAUCGCCCGCUUCGUUCGUCGCUACGGCACUUCCUGGGACCAUACUCGAGGCAAAGAACCGGAGACAGAGCCCCAGAGCCCUGAGCCUCAAACCCCCUCGGACAUGACCUGCUACACGCCAGAACCCGCAGACGAGAACAGCGUGACCACGCCCAUCUCCCCAUUAGAGAUCCAUUCGCCACGAGAAAUGCCGUCCUUCCCUCUCAACACAUACGGUAAAUCUACGGGCUCGAUGAGUAUGCGUAUCCCUGAUAUUGAUGGUCGCUAUCUCGCUCUAGACCCAAACCACCUCGAAACCCUCCCAGACCUCAUUAUAGACGAAGACCCGAACAUGCCCCUGACCAUGCACUCUAAUCGCAACAACUACCAUCAACUAGGGAAUGUCCAUGCUCACCACCCUGCGCACCCUACUGUUCAUCCUGUUCACCCUACUCACGGCCAUGCCGUUCAUCCCCAUGCUCAUGCGCAUUCUCAUCAAGUCCAUGCCCACGCUCCAGGCCCCGCGCCAAGGGAACUAGAGACCCCUGAUGUCGAUGCUCACCCGCCUGAUUGGAAUACCGUCGAAUCAUUCCAGACCCGUCUUCAAACUUUGGAUUACACCCUCUCGCAGUCGAUGUCCAAGUGGGCCAGAGAUCAGGAUCCUAACCAGGAGAUUCCCCACCACGAGGGAUUGGGGAUGUGA
Molecule: messenger RNA, 1020 nt
Organism: Penicillium salamii
Lineage: Eukaryota; Fungi; Ascomycota; Eurotiomycetes; Eurotiales; Aspergillaceae
Source: the annotation of a GenBank genome assembly